Messenger RNA from Limanda limanda (common dab), 588 nucleotides. Its product is annotated as protein SREK1IP1-like. The record is from RefSeq and is a predicted model, not a curated record. The transcript has 6 exons. Lineage: Eukaryota; Metazoa; Chordata; Actinopteri; Pleuronectiformes; Pleuronectidae. Bases 1 to 588 code for a protein of 195 amino acids.
AUGGGGGAGGGCAACCACACUCCUAUUGCGUACAGGGCACGGCCACCCAAGUGGGAUGCUGGGGCUUGUGGGAAGACCAUCAUGUCAGGUGGCGAGGAGUCUCCGCGACUGGCGCUUGAGGUCAGACGUCCAAACAAGGACAACAUCAGGGCCGGAUGCAAGAAAUGUGGAUAUCCGGGCCACUUGACGUUCGAAAGCAGAAAUUUUGUCAGAGUCGACCCUCAGAAAGACAUUGUUCUGGAUGUGAGCAGCACCAGCACCGAGGAGAGUGAGGAGGACGACCCUCCACCUCUGCGCAAUGAGAAGCUGGCGAAAAGUAGCCAGCAUCGCAGACGUCCCAAUGAUGACGACAGACAAAAGCGGAAGAAGAGCAAAAGCAGAAAGUCCAGAAAAAGGUCUGUUUCAUCGAGUGACAAGGAGACCACCAAGAAGAAGAAGAAACGUGACCAGUCCGACUCCUGGUCUGAUAAAGAGGAGAAGAGGAUGAAAAAGAAAAUGAAAACCCACAAGAAGAAUUUUCUAAAAAUAUCUCAGCUUAACAAACUUAAACAAGUUACAGUCCCCCAGAUUGGUCACUGGGAGAUUUAA